AUGUCCAUCACCCAAACCCACCACCCACCACCCACCGUCCACCGCCCACCGCCCACAACACACCAUAACAAGGUGCCGCACACCUCACGCCCCCCACAACCAUCACAAUUACCAGAGAGGACUACCCAUUCCUGGUUCUUUCUCUAUCUGAUAUACGCUACUCGGAAGAAGGGGGUUUGCGCUGGACCAGUCGAUGUGGAGCUGGGCAGGAAUCGGGGAUUCGCCAUGCUCAAUAUCAAAAUCCAAGUCGACCUAAUUACCUUCCACCCGGACGCGGGGAUACCUGGCGCCACCGAACUCGCGUCCUUGCCUGCUUGCGCCGAACUCCUUCGGUUUUCCGCCUCUGCCUCAAUGCCAACGAACCGACCCCGACACACCCACUCGAUAUCUCAACCAUCGUUGACGACGUCGCCGCCGUCAUCAUCCCUCUUCUUCCCCAUCUACCCUGGCCAGGCUAGGUUCCUCGCCAAUCUUCCGGCCCCUCCCCCCCCUGAUCCAUGGCCCCUGAGCCGCGGCCCUUCCAUCAGCUCCAGUGCCCUGUCUUUCUCACUCCUCUCGUCCGUUUUCUGCUACUGUCUCGAACGUCUCGAACACACCCCCCAGGCGAUUGAUUACCCGCUUCGAAUCGUAGUCAUCACUGCCCCUUACAGAGUACGUAUAGUCAGCUCCUCCCGACAGAAGGGUGUUGCCGACAGCCAAAACCCCAACACCGUCCACACCCGCACCCGCACCCGCACCCCCGCCCGCUUCCGCUGCCAUAUCCGCACCCGCAUCCCCGGGGGUCUGUGCUGGACCUCUUUCUGCUUCAUCAAGUUUUGGUUCUUGCCGCUUGACAGCAUGAUCGUCGUCCAUCAUGACUCGACCAAAGGUUCCGGCAGACAAACGUAUAAGAACUGCCCGGGCCUGUGA
Messenger RNA from Sodiomyces alkalinus F11, 909 nucleotides. RefSeq lists its product as hypothetical. The transcript is spliced from 6 exons. Bases 1 to 909 code for a protein of 302 amino acids. The record is from RefSeq and is a predicted model, not a curated record. Lineage: Eukaryota; Fungi; Ascomycota; Sordariomycetes; Glomerellales; Plectosphaerellaceae.